Exophiala dermatitidis NIH/UT8656 is the source of this 1074-nucleotide messenger RNA. RefSeq names its product sulfite oxidase. Bases 1 to 1074 code for a protein of 357 amino acids. The transcript has 3 exons. Gene Ontology annotation, molecular function: oxidoreductase activity; molybdenum ion binding. Lineage: Eukaryota; Fungi; Ascomycota; Eurotiomycetes; Chaetothyriales; Herpotrichiellaceae. Gene Ontology annotation, cellular component: mitochondrion. The record is from RefSeq and is a predicted model, not a curated record.
AUGAUCGACCUAGUCUCUAGCUUCAUCACCCAAGGCGACAAUUUCGACCGAAACCAUGGCCCGAUUCAACAUAGGAUAGCACAGGACCACCGUGUCCAAGUUGACGGUCUUGUUUCCAAGCCGUUGCACCUCACCGUUGACCAACUGGUCAAUGACUUCCCUCAACACUCCGUCACAUGCACGCUGCAAUGUGCGGGAAACCGUCGCCAUACCAUGCGUACCCGCAUCAAAGAGGUCCUCGGUGUGGACUGGUUAGACGGCGCGGUGAUGAAUUGUACAUGGGAAGGUCCCCGAGUUCGUGACAUCCUACUCGCCGCCGGAGUCGACGACCCUCAAGUCAUGCAUGACGGUGUAUCACCCAGACAUGUCCAGUUCGCCAAUUACGGUGGCAAGACCCAGCAUGAUGACUGGUAUGGAGGCAGCAUACCCUUCGAUAGGGCCAUGAGUCCGGAAAUGGAUGUGAUCCUGGCAGUCAAGAUGAAUGGUGCGCCCUUGCCCGCUCGUCACGGGUUCCCCGUCCGCGCAAUUGUCCCAGGCGUGCUUGGGGCUCGUUCGGUGAAAUGGCUCGAUCGCGUCACAGUUUCCAACCAGGAGUCGCCCUGUUUCUAUCAACAGCGUGAUUACAAAAUCUUACCACCAGAAGCAGUUGAUGCCGAGAGUGCAGAGAAAUUUUGGGCCAAGUGCCCGACAAUGCUCGAAAUGCCCAUCAACUCUUGUGUCGCAUGGCCGACCUCCGAGGCCGCCAUCCGUUUUCCGGCAUCUGGCCUGAUUGAUGUGCUCGGCUAUGCCGUUCCACAGGGUACCCACGGCCCAGUUGUCCGGGUACAGGUCUCUGGGGAUGAGGGCAAGACUUGGACUGAUGCACAUCUUGAAAAUGGUGGCAAAUUCGCAAGCAAAUGGAGUUGGGUCCUGUGGCACGCAAGAAUCAAGAUCGAGAGGGGACAUGGUAGGAGAAUAUUCUCCAAAGCGACCGAUGCUGGCGGUAAUCAACAAACCCUCGAACGAUCCCCCUGGAACUUGAGAGGAGUUGCCUACAACGGGUACGAGGCUGUCUAUGACCUGACCGUCAUUUAG